UUUCGAAAUUAAAGUUAUGUGUUAUCAGUCAAAACGAAAAACUUUCGGUGUCUUCUCCUUUUAUUCAGCUAUUCAAAAAAGAGCAAAAUGGACAAGAGUUCCAGAUCGUAUCAAACCGCAAACUGACCCAAUAACCUGGUUCAAGGCUGUUUUCUAUUUGGUUCUCACUUUGCUUAUUAUGCUAAUGAGCAGCGGUGUAUCGCCGGCUUUCUUUGCUUCCCUAACAAGCAAGUUUCCCUUAAAAGGUUUUCUUUUGAAAGAAUUUUUGAAGCAAGCAAAGUUGGUCAGGUUGAAUGAAGGAUUUCUACUCGUUUCAGUUAUUCUUACCAUCGCUUCUCCUAUCUACUGGAACACAUUUUGUCGUUAUGAAUAUUACACCAAGAAAUUAUCGAAAAUGGCAGGCUCUCCUUCUACUGCACUGAUUCUCUUUGCUAUUUCCAUACUUUUAUUGAGCUCCUUCAGAGAGUGGGCGUUCUUUCGAGCCAUUGAUGUACAACCCAUGAUUCAGUUACGAGCAGUCUGGAUGAAAUACAUUGUCUACUUGUUUGGUUACUCUUUGAUAUUUCUUGGAACUAUUUUGUCUAUGUCGGGUUUCUAUCAAUUAGGUAUUUUUGGAACUUACAUGGGCGAAUACUUUGGUUUUAUGUUUGAUCAAAAGAUUGAAACUUUCCCUUUCAAUUAUUUUUGUGAUCCAAUGUAUUUUGGUUCAACUCUGAUGCACUUUGGUCAUUCACUGUUGUCAACAAGUCCAACAGGAAUAUUUCUUUCCACGCUUCUUGGUUUUACUUAUUGGUUGGCUGCUAGAUGUUUUGAAGGGUAAUUUCUCUAUUUUCUUCUCUAGUGGGAAUUGAUUGUAUAAUUUAGGCCUUUUAUGAACGCGAUGUAUGCAGCAAGAGAUCGCCAAUUGUCUUAAAAUUACAUUUUAUGAACCCAUUUCGUGUAGCAUGUGAUUUUCUUUAAAGAUGCUUCUUAUCUUGCCUUUCAAUAGAAAGACAGGAAUGAUAACUUGCAAGUUUCUAUCUAUGUUGUCCAUGAUAAAGAAUAUCCCAAAUAAUAAGGCUUUUCAUACAAGUUUUUCGUGAGGUCCACUGCUAAACAAGGAUAGUAUGGCGUUCACCUUUAAGUCUCACUAUUCUGUGAAACAAAACAAGUGGAUGGUGAGGAGCAACAUCAUUUGUAACGUGGAUAAUUCGCGAGUUGCUAUGAGUACAAGCAACCCUCCUGCGAACCACGUAUUGUCUAAUAUAGCACCGGCGGUAAAGUAGGAGGCCAUCUUAAACACGUCCUCGUACCCGUAAAGGGUGCAUAACGUUGAGGGAUUUCUUCUUCUCCAAUAGAUAACAAAAUAUAGACUUUAUUCCCAUCUUUGACCAUGACUCACGACGAAGACUACACAAACUGCCGAUCGAAUGAAUCGUCGCAUAACAACCCAACACAAUAGCAAUACAGAGUUGAUGCGAAUUUUUGGUGUUGAUAGUUGACCCAAUAUUAUGACUUUAUA
Messenger RNA from Galdieria sulphuraria, 1501 nucleotides. Its product is annotated as phosphatidyl-N-methylethanolamine N-methyltransferase. The record is from RefSeq and is a predicted model, not a curated record. Lineage: Eukaryota; Rhodophyta; Bangiophyceae; Galdieriales; Galdieriaceae. The transcript has a single exon. The coding region runs from base 17 to 820 and encodes 267 amino acids. Gene Ontology annotation, biological process: phosphatidylcholine biosynthetic process. Gene Ontology annotation, molecular function: S-adenosylmethionine-dependent methyltransferase activity.